Terrapene triunguis (Three-toed box turtle) is the source of this 1209-nucleotide messenger RNA. RefSeq names its product potassium voltage-gated channel subfamily J member 15 (gene KCNJ15). Gene Ontology annotation, cellular component: plasma membrane. Lineage: Eukaryota; Metazoa; Chordata; Testudines; Emydidae. Gene Ontology annotation, biological process: potassium ion import across plasma membrane; regulation of monoatomic ion transmembrane transport. Gene Ontology annotation, molecular function: inward rectifier potassium channel activity. The record is from RefSeq and is a predicted model, not a curated record. The coding region runs from base 1 to 1209 and encodes 402 amino acids. The transcript is spliced from 2 exons.
AUGCUGGUAGGCUGCACAGGGGAGUGGGGCUGGCCCUUACCCUGCUGCAUGGCCUCAAAGUCCAGAAUUAAGGAACUGAAAAUGGGCACCACUCAAAUCAAUACGUCAAGUGCCCCACUCGUUAACGGUAUCAUCAGCGCUGACCUCAAGACACACAGACCCCGGGUGAUGUCCAAAAGUGGUCACAGCAAUGUGAGGAUUGACAAAGUAGAUGGUAUAUACCUGCUUUACCUUCAAGAUUUGUGGACAACGGUUAUAGACAUGAAAUGGAGAUACAAACUUACCCUGUUUGCUGCUACUUUUGUGAUGACCUGGUUCCUCUUUGGAGUUAUCUAUUAUGCCAUUGCAUUUCUUCAUGGAGAUUUAGAAAGGGAUCAUUUCCCCCCCAAACAUAUGCCUUGUGUCAAGGAAGUAAAUUCACUAACUGGGGCAUUUCUCUUUUCUUUGGAGUCCCAGACAACUAUUGGUUAUGGCUUUCGUUUCAUCACAGAGGAGUGCCCUCAUGCCAUAUUCCUCCUGGUUGCUCAGCUGGUCAUCACAACCUUGAUUGAAAUCUUUAUCACUGGUACCUUCUUGGCCAAAAUUGCAAGACCCAAAAAACGGGCUGAGACUAUUAAGUUCAGUCAUUGUGCUGUAAUUACCAAACACAACGGAGAGCUUUGCCUUGUGAUCAGAGUGGCAAAUAUGAGGAAGAGUCUUCUGAUUCAGUGUCAGCUGUCUGGGAAACUUCUUCAAACCUAUGAAACCAAAGAAGGGGAGAGGAUCCUGCUCAACCAAGCCAGUGUCAAAUUCCAUGUUGACUCCUCUUCAGAAAGUCCUUUUCUGAUUUUACCUUUAACCUUUUACCAUUUAUUGGAUGACAGUAGCCCUUUAAGAGAUCUCACACCCCAAAACCUAAAAGAAAAGGAUUUUGAACUGGUUGUCCUCUUGAAUGCCACAGUAGAAUCCACUAGUGCCGUCUGCCAAAGCAGAACUUCUUAUAUACCAGAGGAGAUCCACUGGGGUUAUGAGUUUGUGCCUGUGGUUUCUCUCUCUCGAAAUGGAAAAUAUGUUGCUGAUUUUAGUCAGUUUGAGCAAAUCAGAAGAAGUGUAGACUCUACUUUUUAUAGCAUGGACUCUGAAAAACAGAAACUAGAAGAGAGAUACAGACAGGAAGAUGAAAGAGAGAGAGGACUGAGAACAAUAUUGUUACAGCAAAGCAAUGUGUGA